This is a messenger RNA of Prunus persica (peach), 626 nucleotides long. RefSeq lists its product as uncharacterized. The transcript has 4 exons. The coding region runs from base 61 to 558 and encodes 165 amino acids. The record is from RefSeq and is a predicted model, not a curated record. NCBI's taxonomy places the organism in Eukaryota, Viridiplantae, Streptophyta, Magnoliopsida, Rosales, Rosaceae.
GAUUCCCAGUCGGAGGUGCUCCAUAAGGAUGGCGGGGGAAAGGACCUUUUAUCACCGGAUAUGGUCUCCCUCAACUGCGAUACGCCAAUAAUCGGUAGCAAGGCUGAAGAACAAAAGGCUGCAAAACAAUGCCUUGAAAAACCUUCGACUUCUUUUAAACUGCACUGGAACCCUUCUACAAUUCCCAUUUUUGGUAUCAAGGCUGAUGCACCAAAGGAUAAGAGUUCUAUUGGUGAAUGUUUGUAUUGUUUAAAGGUGGGUGAUCACAUUUCACGAUUGUGCCCUUACAAAUCUGAUGUCCCAAAGAAUGCCAUUGUUGGCAGUGGUUGUGCGGUCCUUUGCAAGGUGUGCGGCUGCCGCUUUAAAGGCUCAUGUUGUGCCGAGUGUGGCAUAACCCAAGGACGUGCAAUCUUCAUGAAUUGUUCAUUAUGUGAGAAGCAAGGUGAACACAUGAAUUAUGAGUGCCCGACCCUCAAGAAGAAACAUUAUCCUAGUUUUUGUAAUUGCGACCCUUACAUGGGGCUUACUGUCCCUUCUUUUUCAUUUCAGAGUUUGUGAGGAAGAUUAUUUGGAAUUUGCUAGAGCUUUGUGUGGUUUGGAGAAAAAAUAAAGUGUUGUUUUUGUUC